AUGCGGUCGCUUCUCUUCAGCUGGAGUCACGUGGAGGUUUCGAGACGAGGCGAGGCAGGGAGGAGAGGGCGUGGCGGGGAAGGGGAGGGGGAGCGAGGAGGCGCAGGAGGAAGGGGAGAUAGAGAAAGGGGGCGGGAAAGGCAGAGAGAAAGGGGUGGAGAGAGCGGUGGAGGCACAGGGGGGGGAAGGGGAGGCAGUGGGGGAGGCGUGGGCGGAGGGGGAGGCAGCGGAGGGAGCAGGGGGACGGCGCAAGCAGCAGGCGCAAGCGCAGCACCACCGGCGCAAGCAGCGGCAGGAGAAUCCGCAGCGACCUCGAGUGUGCAGAGGCGUGCAGAGCGGUUGAAGGAGCAGGGGAACGAGCAGUACAGCGCGGGGAACAUCGCAGCCGCUAUCACAUGCUAUACCGAGAGGCGUGCAGAGCGGUUCAAAGAGCAGGGGAACGAGCAGUACAGCGCGGGGAACAUGGCCGCCGCUAUUGCGUUCUACACUGAGGUACGGUACAGGGGCCUCCUCCUGCCCUCCGUCCCUUGGUUGAAGCAGCAGGGGAACGAGCAGCACAGCGCAGGGAACAUGACCGCUGCCAUCACGUGCUACAGCGAGGAGCAGGGGAACGAGCAGUACAGCGCAGGGAACAUCGCAGCCUCUAUGACGUGCUACACUGAGGCCAUUCGCCUGUGUCCAUCUGUUGCCACCUUCUGGACCAACCGGGCUCUGCCAUUCGCCUGUGUCCCUCCGUUGCCACCUUCUGGACCAACCGUGCUCUGUGCCACAGGAAGCGAGGUGUCCUACCAUCCCCCCGCUCUUCCUCCCGCUCUUCCCCCCGCUCUCCCCCCCGCUCUUCCCCCCGCUCUUCCUCCCGCUCUUCCCCCCGCUCUCCCCCCCGCUCUCCCCCCCGCUCUUCCCCCCGCUCUCCCCCCCGCUCUUCCCCCCGCUCUUCCUCCCGCUCUUCCCCCCGCUCUCCCCCCCGCUCUCCCCCCCCGCUCUUCCCCCCGCUCUCCCUCCCGCUCUUCCCCCGCUCUCCCUCCCGCUCUUCCCCUUGCUCUUCCCCUUGCUCUUCCCCUUGCUCUUCCCCUUGCUCUUCCCCUUGCUCUUCCCCUUGCUCUUCCCCUUGCUCUUCCCCUUGCUCUUCCCCUUGCUCUUCCCCUUGCUCUUCCCCUUGCUCUUCCCCUUGCUCUUCCCCUUGCUCUUCCCCUUGCUCUUCCCCUUGCUCUUCCCCUUGCUCUUCCCCUUGCUCUUCCCCUUGCUCUUCCCCUUGCUCUUCCCCCCGGUCUUCCCCCUCCAUGCCACCAUCCACCCUUCCCCCCCCCCCCCAGCGACUGGCUGCUGGUGGAGCACGACUGUGUGAGAGCGAUCGAAUAUGACAAAAAGUCUGUCAAGGCCGUGGAGAUCAUUCGGGACGACGAGGUGCUGGGCAGCAGCAGAGGGAACCUGAACGACGUGUGGAAUGCCAUGGCCACUGCCAGUCGACUUUCUAAUCCGCCUCUGGACCUUGCUUUCUCGGCUCUUCCUCACUUCUCUUCCUCACUUCUCUUCCUCACUUCUCUUCCUCACUUCUCUUCCUCACUUCUCUUCCUCACUUCUCUUCCUCACUUCUCUUCCUCACUUCUCUUCCUCACUUCUCUUCCUCACUUCUCUUCCUCACUCCUCUUCCUCACUUCUCUUCCUCACUUCUCUUCCUCACUUCUCUUCCUCACUUCUCUUCCUCACUUCUCUUCCUCACUUCUCUUCCUCACUUCUCUUCCUCACUUCUCUUCCUCACUUCUCUUCCUCACUUCUCUUCCUCACUUCUCUUCCUCACUCCUCUUCCUCACUCCUCUUCCUCACUUCUCUUCCUCACUUCUCUUCCUCACUUCUCUUCCUCACUUCUCUUCCUCACUUCUCUUCCUCACUUCUCUUCCUCACUUCUCUUCCUCACUUCUCUUCCUCACUUCUCUUCCUCACUUCUCUUCCUCACUUCUCUUCCUCACUUCUCUUCCUCACUUCUCUUCCUCACUUCUCUUCCUCACUUCUCUUCCUCACUUCUCUUCCUCACUUCUCUUCCUCACUUCUCUUCCUCACUUCUCUUCCUCACUUCUCUUCCUCACUUCUCUUCCUCACUUCCUCUUCCUCACUUCUCUUCCUCACUUCUCUUCCUCACUUCUCUUCCUCACUUCUCUUCCUCACUUCUCUUCCUCACUUCUCUUCCUCACUUCUCUUCCUCACUUCUCUUCCUCACUUCUCUUCCUCACUUCUCUUCCUCACUUCUCUUCCUCACUUCUCUUCCUCACUUCUCUUCCUCACUUCUCUUCCUCACUUCUCUUCCUCACUUCUCUUCCUCACUUCUCUUCCUCACUUCUCUUCCUCACUUCUCUUCCUCACUUCUCUUCCUCACUUCUCUUCCUCACUUCUCUUCCUCACUUCUCUUCCUCACUUCUCUUCCUCACUUCUCUUCCUCACUUCUCUUCCUCACUUCUCUUCCUCACUUCUCUUCCUCACUUCUCUUCCUCACUUCUCUUCCUCACUUCUCUUCCUCACUUCUCUUCCUCACUUCUCUUCCUCACUUCUCUUCCUCACUUCUCUUCCUCCAUCAUUCCCCUCCCUCCUGUCUCCUCCAUCAUUCCCCUCCCUCCUGUCUCCUCCAUCAUUCCCCUCCCUCCUGUCUCCUCCAUCAUUCCCCUCCCUCCUGUCUCCUCCAUCAUUCCCCUCCCUCCUGUCUCCUCCAUCAUUCCCCUCCCUCCUGUCUCCUCCAUCAUUCCCCUCCCUCCUGUCUCCUCCAUCAUUCCCCUCCCUCCUGUCUCCUCCAUCAUUCCCCUCCCUCCUGUCUCCUCCAUCAUUCCCCUCCUCACAACUGCAAGGUACCGGCAGUGGGAGGUGGAAACGUCGAUGCGAAAGAGGAAGCAGCAGCAGCUGAGGGCUUUCCUGGGGGAGCUGAUGAAGGAGCAGUUGCAGGCAGACUUGGCUGCAAUCACAGCUGAGCGCUCCUCAAACCCUGGAGGCACAACUGAGGCACAACUGAGGCAGGCCUUCUGUCCACCACUGUGGGCCGUGCUCCUCUCUCAAUCCUUCUCCUCCCUUUCCUCCCUCCGUCUCCCUCGUUCUCCCUCUUUCUCCCUCUUUCUCCCUCGUUCUCCCUCUUCCUCCCUCUUUCUCCCUCUUUCUCCCUCGUUCUCCCUCUUCCUCCCUCUUUCUCCCUCUUUCUUCCUCCCUCUUUCUCCCUCUUUCUUCCUCUCUCUUCUUCUCUGCCCUCUCCCUCUCCCUUUCCCUCUCCCCCUCUCCCUCUCUCGAACCCCCAGGUUUCAAACCCCUUCCAAUCCAGCAGGGCGCCCUUCAAACCCUCGAGGCGCUACUGAAGGAGGGUCCCUCCUCUUCCUCUUCCUUUUGAGGCGCCUCAAUGAUAGACUCUCACCCUCUCUCCCUGUCGCCCUCCCCCAGACCACCAGUGCCUCCUCUACAGCAGCAGCAGCAGCAGCAGCAGCAGCAGCAGCAGCAACAGCAGUAGCACCGUCUGCUACCUCUUCAGCAGCAGCAGAAGUAGGUAGGGAGUGUGAUUCAGUGGGUGGGAGAGCAGCAGAUGCAGCGUCAGCAGCAUCUGAUCCGGCAAGAGUAGAAACAGAAGCAGCAGCAGCAGCAGCAGCAGCAGUCGAAGCAGGGGAAACAGCAUUGGUUGAGAGAGGAGGAGGCGCAGCAACAACAGCAGCAGCAGCAGCAGCAGCAGGAGCAAUCCCAGCCAUAGCAAUACCGGGUGAAGGGAUGGACAGUUGUGAAAAUGUAGCGGCAAAUGCUGAGAGGACAAUAACAGCAGAAGUUGUAAGGGCAAUUCCAGCAGCAGGGCAGCUAAGGCCUGCAGAGCGGAGUGACUAUAACGAGGACGGAGUGGACCGGCAUUGCAGGAGUGACUACAUCGAAGGGGAUUGUACAGAAACCAGGUGUAUUCAAGAAGGGAGGUGUGAUUGUGAUCAAGGUGAUUCUGGUUCUGGAUUGACUCAGGGACGGUGUGACUACAACGAAGGUCAGGCCAGAGAGGCCAGCCUCCUGUCUAUAGAGGAUGCCACGUCAGCAGAUUGUGCCACGUCAGCAGGACCUGCAGCUGGGGAUGCAGCAGAGGGUGCAACAGCAGUGGAAGAGGCGGCCUCUCUGCUGCUCCAAUCAUACAUUGAGAAAGCAGAGGCAUUGAGCAACGUGUUCCGACUGGCACAGGCAGAAGACACUCCGGGCGAGCUACCAGAGCACCUGUCGUGUCGCAUCAUGCUCGACAUUCUCCGCGAUCCAGUGAUAACACCGAGCGGAGUGACGUACGAGAGAUCGGCAAUAGAGGAGCAUCUCAAAGCGGGCAACUCGUUUGAUCCACCGCUUCCCUUCCCCGCCAUGUCGGCCGCCCCGAAACUCGGCGAAGUGACGCCGACUUCGCAGGACUUCCCUCUGUAUCUCGACCUGGGCAGUGGACUCACUGCCAAGCUCGACGAACACGACUACGCCGUCCUCGUAGACCAUAGGCUAGAGUUCAACGCCCGUUGCUUGGGAUUCGGCCUCAAGUACGCAUGGAUUCGCGCAGCGCCGCCCAACAUGCGAUUGUGGUCGAUAGGACUCGGCCGGCUUCGGGCGGCGAUGGGCAAGGAAGACCACUCAUGCUUUGCAACGGUGUUCGACGCCGACGUAGCUGUUAUCCCUCUGCAUUCGAGGUUUUUCCGGGCGGCGGUGCUGGCCGAGCUCGGCCGCGAUGGCCGGCACUGGGAGUGGCCGAAGCCUUCUGCUGAAGAGGUGGCGGCCAGGCUCGCCGACUUCAAUGAACCCGUUCGAGAUAAAAUGCGCGACACCGUCCGGGACAGCGACGCAGGCUCUGGCCUCCUAUCAAUGAGCGCGCUGUGCUGGGUGGUGAAGAGGAUGGAUCGCCUGACCGGCGACGACCGUCGCAGUGCGACCAGCAUGGACAAGGUCCUCGUUUCGGGGUUGAAGGAGCAGCGGAUUCGGAUGAUGACAUACAUCAAGGAACACGUCGCACGCAGACGGUCAGGCCAUGUCGGAGUUGGUGCCGAUGCCUGUGACGACGACGCCGCGGAGCCCCCUUCGGCAUCCCAAGCAGUCGGUGUCGCCGACACCAGCGGAGAGGCCGGAGACGGCGUCGACAAGGCAGAUGAGGAGGCAGAAAGGGCUGUGGCGAGGACCGCGGAUCAGGAAAAGGAGGAGGAGGAGGAUGACACCGACGAUCAGGAUGAUAACGAGGAGGAUCAUGAGGAGCGUGAGCAGGGGCAUGGGCAGGAGGAGGAGGAGGAGGAGGAGGAGGAGGAGGAGGAGGAGGAGGAGGAGGAUGAGGAGGAGGAGGAGGAGGAGGAGGAGGAGGAGGAGGAGGAGGAGGAGGAUGAGGAGGAGGAGGAGGACAAGGAGGCGGCGGCGGCGGAGGCCGUGGAGCAGGGUUUCGGGUCGGUGGAGCAUGUGGCGGAGGGGGAGAAGCAGCAAGAGGGGGAGGAGGAGGUAGAGUUCCCCUGGGUCGAAUUCGAGAUGGAGGAUGUUGAGGGAGCGGCGGCGGUGGCCGUGGAGGGAGCGGCGGCGGCCGUGGAGGGAACGGGUGGGAUGUCGGCGGAUGUUGUGUACGUGCGAGGGGAGGGUGCCGAUGCGGAGAAUGUCGGCGUGGAGGAGGCGCACGUGGUCGGCAAUGUGGUUGGCGACGCGAAGGAGGAGGAUAACGUCGCGGCCCCGACGCCGACGGGUGUGGAGACCACCACAGGGAACGCAGGGGUGGAACGCCGGGGUGGAGCGGUAGAGGCGGGCCGUCAACCGGGUUCCUCAGCAGCUGGUCGGCAGGCAACGCCGGCCGUCGUCGCGCAGCUGCGACAGGAGAACAUGUGGCUGAGGGCAGAAAAUGCUCGUCUCGAGACGGCGCUCGGAGUGGAGAGGGGUCGGGUGGACAGGUUCGCGAUGGGGAUUGGCCACCUCGUGGACAAGCUCAGGUCGUUGGCCGACCAGGUCGCCGCCUCCGACCAGGACGCGUCGAGUCAGCUGAUGGACGCGUCCUUGACCAUGGCGACGACCGUGACGGAGAACAUCACCGCCAACAUGGGUGAAGCAUGGGAUGCGAUGAAGGCGUACGCCGAGAGGGCGGAGAGCUGGUUGGACGAUCUAGAGAAUCCGGAGGGGUUUAUGGCGGUGCAACGUGCGAACGCGGUCGUCGCCCUGGGCAACCACGUGGACGAAGCGAGGAAGGGAUUGGAGGAAUACAUAUCGAAGCACCUAGUCGCCGCGCAGACCAACAUCGCCGCCGCGGUAACUCAACGCAUCGCCGUCCCGCCGCCCACGCAGCCCGCCCCACCGCCAGCCUUCCCGGACGAGCUCAUGAAGUCUUUCAAGGCGGACGUGUUGAAGGCGGUGACUGAGGCCACCCAGCAGUCGUUUGCUGCGUCCGGGUUAAACCUCAUGACCCAGGUGAUCGGCCAUCUGGCGCCUGGUCGGCAUGGGUCGUCGCCGUCGGACAACGAGGCCGACAAGAAGGGUGCGAAAAGGGCGGGCGGCGGAGAUGAUGCGUUGAGCUCGAAGCGGAGCAAGGGAGCCGAUGGGAGCCGCGGCGUCGGCCAGGCGGGUCCAGGCGGCUCGCGGGGCAAGGGAGCCGAUGGGAGCGGAGGUACGAGCGUGGUCGACCAGCUGAAGAAGAACGGGGCCAAGGUGAUAAGGACGCACAGCAAGGGCGAUGGAAUCAGGAGUGCGGAGGGGGGCCCUGCCGACCAGGUUGCCGCUCAAGAGGCUGGACCAACAGCCCCGCCAUUGGUCGCCGAGAAGCCGGCCAGUCUAGCGACCGCACCAACGGCGAUAGAUGGCGGCGCCAAAACCGUCAAGGGACCGUCCGUCGGAGUGGCGGGGACCACGUCGAUCCCCCGCAAACCCCCUGCGGCUAGCAGCGCGCCGGUCGCCCCGUCAGCCGCCAACAACGAUGGGCUGUCCCUUGCGGCUACUCCAGCACCAGCAGGCACGUCUGCCGCCAGGGUUAACGCGGUGGAUGCUGCGGCUAACCGCGCUGGUCCGUCCGCCCCAAAGGCGAACGCGCUCAGGGAGAUGCUCUGCCGCAUGGAGACCCAUCGACAAGACGUGCAGCAGCCUCCCGUGGUCGGUACCGCGCCGGCCACAACAGCACGUCGCUCGGUCACUCCCCAGGUCGCCGCCACAACGUCCAGUGCCCCACCUACCGCGCCUAUCAUCGCCGCCCGUCCUCCGGUGGACCCAAAGUCCGCGUUGCUUCGCGCCCGGUUAGGCGCACGUACUGCGGCUGCGCCAGCACGGGCUCAGCCGGUAUCCAGCUUAUGCGCGACGCCGACGUCGGUGACCGUAGCUGCACACACACUCGGUGCGGCUACUGUCGAGGCGGUGGCGGAGAAGGGCGUGAGUGCAGCGCUAGCCACGGACGGCAGAUCAGUUGACCCUGCACAGGCGGCGAAGGACCACAACGACGCCGAUAUCGCUGCCAUCCAGGACCUGUUGGAAGCGGUAAACCGCCCCAAGCAGCCCCCUGUGCUGGCCAUCUUGGACUCGGCGAGUCCCACCGGUUGUACAGCGGAGCCAAAGACGACCACUGCUGCGGUCGGCGCGGGAAAGUCGAAACGGAAGGGGACGGUCGACGCAGGGAAAGCGAGGCCGAGCUCGAAGAAGAAAACACGGGCGACGUCGGCGAUGGUGAAGUCGGUGGAGAAAGGACAGGGGAUGGCGACGGCGAUGGUGGAGAAGGAGGAGGAGGAGAUCGAGGAGAAGAAGGAGAAGGAGGAGAAGGAGAAGGAGAAGGAGGAGGAGAAGGAGAAGGAGAAGGAGAAGGAGAAGGAGGAGGAGAAGGUGGAGGAGGCGGAGGUGGGGGAGGAGGAGAAGGAGAAGGAGGAGGAGAAGGAGGAGGAGGAGAAGGAGGAGGAGGAGAAGAAGCUGGAGGAGGAGGAGGCGGCGACGGAGGAGGAGAAGGUGAAGGUGAAAGAACGGAAGGGUCAUGGCAUCCGCCACGACACCACGGGCGACAAGCAAGGGUGGGUGGGCGAGAUUAAGGUGGUCGGGAACGAGAGCAGAUACAUCGGCAAGUCCCGCGACAAGAUGGAGCUGGCGUACCUUCACUCGAUUGUGUACCUCCUGUACGACGGUUACGUCAGCAAGAUCCUCAUGGCCGAGCUCACCGGCUUGGAGGAAACAGUGAUGAAGCAGUGGAGGGCGGUGUGGAAGGAAGUCCGGUUCUUGCCGACUGGGAUGUGGACGGAAGGGAAGGAGAAGUCGGAUGCAAUGAUGUCGGCCAUGAUUGAUCGCGUGUCCAUGUGCGCGGCGUAUGGGAUGGUCGCUGCAUCCGCGGCGAGAAUGGAGGGCGACACGGAUCAGAAGACGGCGAAGGUCGCACAGGCGCUGUCGGCCUCCGCUUGCGCCCUGUGGUGCUUAGUCGAUGGCGACGGCGCCCAGGUGGCUGAUGCCGUCCGCGAAGGGAAGGCGGCGGCGAUGUUGGUCGGCGCCAGCGAGACUACCGCCGCCGAGUUCAAGAAGGUCAUGACGGUGGUGCUGGAGGCCGCGAUCAGCAGGCAGCAACCCCUUGGGGAGGUUGCGCACAACGUCGCACCGGCGCUGGAGUCCACCGCUCUGGCCAAAGCCUAUCCGGGGUUGGAUGUUGAAGCCGAGGCCAAACUGAUCGCACGAGCGACGGUGGAAACCCUCGCGUUCUGGGGAAUGUGCCCCGUGGAUGGGCCGAAACUCAGGAAGAUCGGCAUCGCGGUGCCGCUUGACGUGCAGAUGGAGUACGACAUCGAACACAGGGGGAGGAAGAGGCCGAGGGGCAAGCAGGGCAAGGACAGCUCGGGGAAGAAGGGGAAGAAGGGCAGAGCGGGCAAGGACAGCACGGCGGCGUAG
This is a messenger RNA of Closterium sp. NIES-65, 8829 nucleotides long. Lineage: Eukaryota; Viridiplantae; Streptophyta; Zygnematophyceae; Desmidiales; Closteriaceae. The record is from the annotation of a GenBank genome assembly.